CAGCCGAAUGCCUGCGAGCGGGGUCCACCUCGCCGAAGCGCCUGCAGCGUGUGGCACAGCCACGGAGACUGCGGGCAUGGCACAGCCAUGACGCGGCUGCGUGGGGUCAGCCACGGGGCCGCGGGCACGGCCCUGCCGCGGGGAAUGGCUGUGCUGGCAACCCGUGGGCAUGGGCCGGGGCUGGGCACCGGCUGCCCCGGCACACAGGGACUGGGACCGGAGGCCUCGCCGGGGCCGUGUUCCAGGUAGGGGUGGUGCUUGCGUGGCACGGGAAGCGGUGGCUGCUGGUGCUGCGGUGCGACAGUGCCGGUGCUGACAGCUCCCCUGCCCGCCGGGCACCCGCUGCCGGUGCAGGCAGGGCCCCGCCAUGGGAAGGCCGUGCCUCGGUGGUGACUCAGCCGGGGCCGAGGCAGCCGCCCUGCUUUGCCGGCAGCGCUCUGCGAGCGGGGCGGCCCGUGCGCGGUUUCCAGUCCGCUGGCGGGUUUGAUAGAAAAUGAUUCAGCUGCCGUAAUCGGGGCCAUCGCAGCUGGGAAAUCCAGCCCCCAGCGAGGAAUCCCCUGGCUCCCUGCCCGCGCUGCCGGCACCGCGGCCCUCCCCGGCCCCCUGCCCUCGCCAGGACGUGGGGUGCAGGCGCGGGCACCCCCUCACCACCCCCGCUGGGGCCGUCUGGGGAGCGGGGCUCCCCUGGGUGCAGUGCCCGGCACCCCCGGGGCGGGGAAGCGGUGACCUAGUUUGGGACACACGUACGAGGCGCGUGAUAGCAUCGGGGAGAGCGUGAGCCGGCACGGCUUCCUCUCGGGGAGGAAAUUGCCUCCUCUUCGAGGGAGAUAAACCCCAGGAAAGUCAACGCCGGCAGCGUUAACCCUCCCGUGCCUGGCUGCUGGCACCUCCCCAGGCUGGCUGUGCCGUGGGCAGGAACACCAGCCCCUGUCGACGUGGCGGGGGCAGGGGGCUGAGCACCCCAGCCAGCCCGGCGGCUCCGUUUGCAGAGCAUGGAGGGGGGGGGGCACGGUGGGCCCCACGGUGCCAGCAGGAAGGUGCUUGCUCGGGUAUGGCGGGGAGAGCACGGUGCAGGGGCUGCCGUGGGGCAUUCCCAGCCCUGUGACCAUACACCCGUGCAGCUCCGGACCACGGGGCCGCGGCUCCCCCCAUCCUGCCCGGCACAGCACCGGUGUCUGCGCAGUGCUGGGUGCCCGGCUCCCGGCACGCCCCGGCUGCCUGCAUCCCUGCCCUCUCCCUGCCCGCAGGUGAUCCUGGCAGCGCUGGUGCUGACGGCGAGUGAGUCGCAGCCCCCGGGGUGCCGGGACUGUGCCGUGCCCUGGGGGCAGCGGGUCCCGGUGCGGCCGCUCACCCGCCCGCAGAAGCACAUCACCAGACCCCUCUGCCCUGCCGGCAUGAACUGGAUCGAGGGGGCUCGCCGGUGCUGUGCCCCGUGUCCCGCAGGGACGUUCCUGCAUGCCCCUUGCUCAAGCCAUGGCAACGACAGCGUCUGCACCGCCUGUCCUGCCGGCACCUUCCGCGCCCAGCCCAACACUUUCCCCGAGUGCCAGGCUUGCUACGAGUGCGACCGCCACGCUUUCCAGAGCGUGCUGAGCAACUGCUCAGCCACCAGCAACGUCGCCUGUGGCUGCGAGCCCGGCCGCUUCCGCGACUGCCUCGACGACCGCUGCAGCGACUUCUCCUGCCAGCAGUGCCAGCCCUGCACCGGGCGGCUCAUCCAGCGGCCCUGCUCGGAGGCGCAGGACACGCUCUGUGGUAGCUGCAAGCCCGACUUCUAUGCCGAGGGUGGCGAGUGCCGGCCGUGCCACACGAGCUCCCCGGAGACGUGCAGCAAGGAGUGCCAGCGGGUGUGCGGCGGCGGUAGUGGCCGAGGCUCGGGGCUGGAGUACGUCCUGCUGGCGCUCACCGGGCCCCUCUUCCUGGGUGCCCUCGCCAUCUAUCACAAGAGGAAGCGGCUCCGGCACGAUGCUCUGACAAGCGGCCCCCUCCCUGUGGCACAGGUGGCCACCCCUGCAGCCGGGGCCGUGGCUGCGCCGUGGCACCAGGUCAGUGCUCGGGGGUGGGACAGCCCGUGCUGGAGCCAGCAGUACUCCCCCCAAGUGCCAGAGCAUACCACCGGCACGGUGAGGCAGAGCCCCGACCGCCGGGCCUUGCUGCCGGAGCAGCCCGGUGAUGCAGCGGAGCCCUCCGCCCCCCCGGAGCCCCGCGGUGCCCUGCUGCAGGGCAGCCAGCUCUAUGCCGUCAUCGACGCGGUGCCGGUGCGGCGCUGGAAGGAGUUCAUGCGGGUGCUGGAGCUGCGGGAGGCGGAGAUCGAGCUGGUGGAGCUGGAGGUGGCCCACAUCCGUGACCAGCAGUAUGAGAUGCUGAAACGCUGGUGCCAGCAGACCAGCGCCACGCUCGACCACGUCUUCGCCGCCCUGGAGCGCAUGGAGCUGGCCGGCUGUGCCGAGGCACUGCGCCGGAGCUUGUCGGCAAGCCCCUGACCCCCCCGGCAGUGCCACCCCAGCAGAUGGAGGUCCCGGCACCUCCCCGGCUCGCCGGGUGCCUUGGCUGAGCCAUACCCCUAAGUAUUGUUACUUAUGCCAUGUAGACAUUUUUAUGUCAGUUUUAUGUCCCCUACCUGCCCGCCCACCCCCUGUAUUUAUGUCCCACUGCACCCAGGGCCGGGGGGACCCUGCACCCUGGCACGCCGGCUGCCCGGCCGCUCGCGGGACGAGUGGGUGCUGGGCCCGCCGCGAAACCAUGGGAUAGUUCUCGAGGCCGCCCGCUGCCGGGCGCGCCUGCCCCUGCCCCAAUAAAAUGGUGAGUUCUCCGUCCGCUGGUCCCCGGCCCUUCUUCCCAGGGCUGCGCCGGCCCAGCUGCACCCGAGG
Messenger RNA from Tyto alba (common barn owl), 2870 nucleotides. It is a transcript of the gene TNFRSF25, whose product is annotated as TNF receptor superfamily member 25. Gene Ontology annotation, cellular component: plasma membrane. The record is from RefSeq and is a predicted model, not a curated record. The transcript is spliced from 6 exons. NCBI's taxonomy places the organism in Eukaryota, Metazoa, Chordata, Aves, Strigiformes, Tytonidae. Gene Ontology annotation, molecular function: protein binding. Gene Ontology annotation, biological process: signal transduction. Bases 993 to 2483 code for a protein of 496 amino acids.